UUUUGCAUAGGCCGAUAUAUAGAGAAAACCGCAUAACUGCCGGCAAUUUCCGUUUCCUCGAUCCAACGAUUUCCCAUCCGGUCCACACGAACCGUACUUAAAAACGCGCAACAGAUCCGGAGUAAUUGCAUAAUCGCAUCUCUUAGCAGCGACAUGACCACCACCAUCCGGGAAAUCCUCUUCAUACUAACAUUCGCGACAUGCUGCCAGACUCUGCCGAAGACGAUUCGAGUCACGAAAGCCGAACACUGCGAUCCGAUCGCCGAUUAUCCGCUGAAGACCGCCGCGAAGUUUCGCACCGUUAAGGGCGUGCAGUACUUUGAUUUCAACGCGAAUUACACAAUUCCAUUCGCCUAUAACGCAACAAUUGAUUUUCACGUGGCCGUUUCGAAGAACGGCAAGAAUUUCGUCCAUCUGAUGUCUCUGCACGAAGACGACGUUUGCAAAUUUCACAAGAAGUACAUGGGCGUAUUCUACGAUCAGAUUUUAACGAAAUUGGGUUUGCAGAAGGGCCAAUGUCCCGUUCCCAAGGUUCCCUUUUGUUUUUAAGAAAAUUAACGUACUAAGUAAAG
Nicrophorus vespilloides is the source of this 572-nucleotide messenger RNA. RefSeq lists its product as uncharacterized. Lineage: Eukaryota; Metazoa; Arthropoda; Insecta; Coleoptera; Silphidae. Bases 154 to 549 code for a protein of 131 amino acids. The record is from RefSeq and is a predicted model, not a curated record. The transcript has 3 exons.